UUGAACUUUUUUUUUACCUUGCUUUGGCCUCAGACUAUGUUUCCUUUAAACCCAAACCGGUUAGACGACAGUUGACAGAGAAAGUGAAAGAGUCGGCACACGGCCGCAUAUAAAAGCCCCGAGCGAUAGCAUGCUGUUGUUGUUCCACCUGAGCUAUCGUUUACAGAUUGAACGCCUAAAACAAUGGACAAAUCCAGUGAAAACCCAGACGGGGACAGCGUGUCCCUGCGGAGCAACGAGAACACGCCGACCAAUUCCACGGAGAAGCAGCCGAAGCGCGGGAUGCUGAAGACGUUCAGAUCCAGCUUCCAACGGGCCGCAGAGAGGAGCCCUCUGUUGGCCCGGAGAUCGGACCCCAAGGUCACGCCCAGAGCAGAGGCGGGAAGCAGCAGUCCGUGGUCUGGCCCAGCGCCGCCUCCAUCGCCCAGUCUGAGUGCCGGCUCGCCGGCCACCUCUCCUCUGGGCCUACUUCCAAGAACAGAGGAAGACCAAGUCGACGGUGCAGGCAAAGGCAAAGGCUUGGCUCGCUCCAAGACAGACCCUAAUAUGUCCAAGCUGGGUGAAUCCUUGAUGAAAAAAGGAGCGUCCCUACGCCGAAGCUUGAGGUUCCCCUCUAAGAAGGACAGCAAUCGAGCCAGGAGGCAGGAGCCUGUUCAAGCCGUCUCCCAAAACUCAGUGGAGAAGGUGGAGGAGACGAAGGAGGAAGAGGAGGAGGAGGAGGAGGAGGAACAGGAGGAGAUAGAGGAGUUGUACGCGUUGCCAGAACUACCCGACACACCCCUAUCAGUAAUGCAGAUCAACAACCUGAUAGAAAUGGAGGUCCUAGAGGAGGCUCACCUGAACCUGCUCGCCAUGCGGCGGGAGUUUAAGCAGGAGCGGGAGCAGUUUCUCCAGGACUCGCCGGUGGAGCUGGCCAAGAAGGAAAAAGACCUCAACCUUCUCUACGGAGUGCUUAGGAAGAAGAUCAACACCAUAGUCCGUGACUCCAACUCUCUUCCUGCCAGAAACAAGGGCCUGCUGGUCCCGGUGGCCCGCAUCAUCCAGGAGGAGGAGCAGCGGGCCGGGGAGCCCGGGGGGCUGCAGGACAGCUGGAUAGAGGCCUGGAGGGAGGCCGUGGGGGAAGGGGUUCAGGUCAAGGUGACCAGUGUUCACCUGGAGCAGAAGGAGCACAACCCCUCCUGGUUGGCCGUACAUCUGGGGCUGCUGGGUAAAGCCAUUGUGGAGGAUUUGGAAAACGUGAAGAGGGAGUUGCGAUGGUCAUAUCCUCGCAGCUUUAAAGUUUUCAGCACCUAUGUGAAGAGCUACCACAGAGUUGUUGGGCAGCACGUGAAGAAACUGGAGCGGCAGGCGUUGGAACGAAAAGAUCUGUAUGCUCUGUUGGACUGGAUCCUCAACCGAUAUAAGAGUGAGAGGAUCAUGGGAACUCUGUCCCUGCAGACAGAUAUGGCAGAUGAAAGCACUGAUCUGCAGCUUGACAGCGGCUUCCUGGAGCAGCUGAGACAGAAAUACACCUGCAGAAUCAAGGAGGACAUGAAGGCCACACUGGGCAGAAUCAUUGAACUUGAAAAUGAGACUGUUUGGAUGGCCGACAAGCUUCCAGAGAAAGACGAUGACUCCUACUCCUCUCCGUUUCCCAUGGACAUCUGGACGAAUGUGAAAGGAAAUGUCCAGCAUGCUAAAAGCCUUGGUGCUGAACUGGAGCAGAACGUGAUCUCAUCCUGCCUGGAGGAGCUGAAACACUUCCCCAAGAGGUUUGAGAGCGAGUUCAGGCGUCACUGCUUUGCUGCUCAGCCGCACGCUCAUUGGACGGAGUAUCAGAUAACAUACAUCAACAGCUUCACUGCUUUACAGCAGCACAUGGAGACGUACCAAGACAGCCGUCCAGGUGAGGUGGAAGCCUUCAGGAAAGAGGUGAAGUGGCUGGUGGUGACGCUCAUGCAAGGCCUGGAGGAGCAGUUCAAAGAGGAUGUCAAGCCGUAUCUGAGGAGAAUGAUGACGAGGAAGUGGCUGACCAAGGACGGGGACUUUGUCCAGCUGCAGAAGCGGACAGGGCUGUUGUCUGAGCACUGCCGUCUCAUGAGGGAUCCGCAUGGAGAGGAGUUCGCCAGCCGUCUCCAUCAUCACAUAGCGAGGGAAUACAUUGGUCAGCUGAUGAAAAACAACUACACGUGCAAGAACGUGAAACACGAGAGGGCUGCAGCCAAGAUCCGCCACCAGUGGACCCAACUCAGUGACUUGUUCCUGGACAUGAGGACAGCUCACGACUGGCUGCACCCUGUGGGAGACCACCUGAGCGACAUCAUCGGACAGAAGAACAAGGCGGACAUCAAGAACCACCUGCAGCCUCUCGUGGAACAUUACCCAGACUUCAGUAAGAAGCAUCUGGCCGCCGUCCUUUACUUCAGGGGCCUCCUGCGGGGCCGGGAGCGCCAGCUGAUUCUGCAGCGGCUCACGGAGCUGAAGAAAAGAGGAGUGGGCAGUGAGAGAAGCGGCGAAGGUUUGUUCAGGGACAUGCAGGUCACCGACAACACGGACUGCCUCUCCAACCUGCCGUUCUCCUGCCUGAACUUCCUGCUGCCAGACAGCUAAACGGAGCUGUCUUCUCCCAGGUGACCUAACCUGGCCGGACGUUCUCUGGAAUAUAUCAGGGUACUUAAUUAAAAUGUGUGUAAAAAGACUGAUAUACACUGUCCUUGCACAUGUGGCGACGGGCAUAAGCUUGAACUUGCUGGACUUUAUUUGGGCCUGAGGCGCCGAUGUAUAGAGGGAAUGCACAUGACGUCACAGAUGGGAAUUCACAGCAGGUUACGCCCACUGAGUGUCAGAAAGACUGAGUGUCAGAAAGACUGA
This is a messenger RNA of Cololabis saira (Pacific saury), 2850 nucleotides long. It is a transcript of the gene exoc3l4, whose product is annotated as exocyst complex component 3-like 4. The record is from RefSeq and is a predicted model, not a curated record. Lineage: Eukaryota; Metazoa; Chordata; Actinopteri; Beloniformes; Belonidae. The transcript has 14 exons. Gene Ontology annotation, molecular function: SNARE binding; zinc ion binding; DNA N-glycosylase activity. Gene Ontology annotation, cellular component: exocyst. Gene Ontology annotation, biological process: exocyst localization; exocytosis; base-excision repair. Bases 184 to 2589 code for a protein of 801 amino acids.